UGGACAGGCCCGUAGACCGUAAACUAGGACAGGACGCAGACGCAGCGCGUUACAUCCGCAUCCUAUAUAACAUGGAUGAGUCACAGCAAAGAUGCUGUAGUAACUGCGCAUUCACAGUUGCAGCGUUUACAGAUCUGUGAAGCUGAACCAGAAGUGCAGGUUGUGUCCCGUCUUUUGCGUCUCAUGCAGCGAAAAUAAUUUAUGAAGAGCCGUGCGAGGCUGGUUGUGUUUAACACUAGACUUUGUAUUUCAAAAGACCCAGUUUUCAUACGGAAACAUGUGAAGUGCUUGACUGUCGGAGGACAAAACCAAUAUUGUGUCACCCCUGUUAUUCUUGGCUGCUGUUGACAAGUCUAAAGUUCAUCAAUGCGGGCUGAACAAAAACUCACUGACCGAGCUUCAAUGGCAUCCUGUCCAACAACAGUCCGUCACUGCUGUCUCAACAAUGAACUGUGGAAAGCCUCAAGCACUGAUUGAAGAAUGGCAAGGUUUAGGCGCAAGUUUUGCAUCACAUUAAUUGCUUUGGUGUUGCUUGUGCUCAUAAUAACAGUGGUCUUGAAGGCACUUACACCAGAGGACUCUGCUGGUGUGGAGCUGUUCCCAGACAGAAAGAACGAGAUCCAGAAAGAAAACAACAACAAACCUGAUCAGACCAAAAUUAAUGACUCUGCUCAGUCAGACAAAGAUGCAGAACUGGAGGCCACACUGAGAAAGUUCCCUCCCCCAAACUACUAUCUCCAUGCCUUCUACUAUGCAUGGUAUGGGAACCCCAAGUUUGAUGGCAAAUACAUCCACUGGGACCACCCGCAGCUGCCACACUGGGACUUUAAGGUGGCUCAGGGAUAUCCACAAGGCAGACACAGCCCACCUGAUGACAUCGGGUCCAACUUCUACCCCUCUUUAGGGGCUUAUAGUUCCAGGGAUCCCUCCAUUAUAGAGGCUCAUAUGCAGCAGCUGCGUACAGCAGCCAUUGGUGUCAUCGCUGUUUCCUGGUAUCCUCCUAAUACGAAGGAUGAUAAUGGUGAGCCAACAGAUGACUUUGUGCCUUUGCUGCUGGAAGUGGCACAUAAAUACCAUAUUAAGGUAGUGUUUCACAUUGAACCAUACAAAGGAAGAGAUGAAGUCAACAUGUUCACUAAUGUCAAAUACAUCAUUGAGAAAUAUGGAGAGCACCCUGCUUUCUUCAAGUACCGGACAAACACUGGCAAGCUUCUUCCACUCUUCUAUGUGUAUGACUCAUAUCUGAUGAACUCAGAGCAGUGGGCCAAACUGCUAAAACACACAGAGAGUAACAGUAUCAGGGAUACCCCAUAUGACGCCAUUUUCAUCGCCCUGCUGGUUGAGGAGAAACAUAAGAGGGAUAUCCUGACUGCCGGGUUUGAUGGUGUCUACACCUACUUUGCUACUAAUGGUUUUUCCUAUGGGUCAACUCAGCGGAAUUGGGACUCUAUUAAAGCUUUCUGCGAAGAUAACAACCUGAUAUUCAUCCCAAGUGUGGGCCCUGGGUAUAUUGACACAAGCAUUCGACCCUGGAACUUCCAAAACACUCGAAAUCGCAUCAACGGCAAAUACUACGAAACCUCGUUGAGUGCUGCAUUACAGGCCAGGCCUGAUUUUAUCUCUGUAACAUCUUUUAAUGAAUGGCACGAGGGGACUCAGAUUGAAAUGGCAGUUCCCAAAACAAGCCAGACUGUGUAUCUGGACUACCUGCCCAAUAAGCCUGCAAUCUACCUGGAGAUAACUCGCAAAUGGGCUGCGAUAUUUGGUGGUGAGAGACGGAAAUGGCAGGAAUGAUCUAAGAACCGUAGCCGUAAUGUUUAUUCAUGGUUGCAUAAAAUAAUUACACAAAAGCUAAAUGAAGUUCUAAUUGCAGAAUGCGCAACAAAAUGCAAAUUAUGAAUAUCUAUGAGAACAGCCAAAUGAUUUGCAAAUCCACACGCAAGUGAACUACAUUAUCUUAAUUUUGGCUGCAGUGAUGUAUGUGAUUAUUUUUUUUACACUUGAGUGAAUUAUUGUUAAUUUAAAUUAUGUUUUAUUACUUCUUGUUUACACAGCCUUGAACAUUUUUGUCAUCACUGUAUCCAGCUGAAACUGCAUAGGCAUGUUUUGCUGUCCUGUAAUCUGUUACCAUAUUAAACCUCUGUAGAAAUGAAUAAAGUGCACUUUGGAAAGGAAGGCAAGAUGCAAGUAAACAAA
Molecule: messenger RNA, 2196 nt
Organism: Siniperca chuatsi (mandarin fish)
Lineage: Eukaryota; Metazoa; Chordata; Actinopteri; Centrarchiformes; Sinipercidae
Gene: manea
Product: mannosidase, endo-alpha
Exons: 5
Coding region: 481-1794 (437 amino acids)
Cellular component (GO): Golgi apparatus
Molecular function (GO): alpha-mannosidase activity
Source: RefSeq, a predicted model, not a curated record